Giardia duodenalis is the source of this 20871-nucleotide messenger RNA. RefSeq lists its product as uncharacterized. The transcript has a single exon. The record is from RefSeq and is a predicted model, not a curated record. NCBI's taxonomy places the organism in Eukaryota, Fornicata, Diplomonadida, Hexamitidae. Bases 1 to 20871 code for a protein of 6956 amino acids.
AUGGCUCCGAUACGGUUAACCAAAGACUUUUCUACAUCUUCACUUAAGAGUCCAUCCGCUCCGCUCAGGGCCCAUUUAUCAACACACCAUGCGUCGACUCGACCACGGCCACUUUUGUUAGGGUCCAACAACCUGUCUAACAGAGAGUCAGGAUCCUCGGGGAUCCUAUCUAGUAACUUUGCAGCUUUAUCCGCUAGCCCUGAUGGGCGUCGCACUGCGUUUGCUCGUUGCCAAGAGCUGAAGGAAAUUGAUGUAGGUCUGCAGGUUUGCCUUCCAUCUCUGCCUUCUGCUUAUGAUAAUAACGGAUGUGAUGCUCAGCUCGUUCUAAUUCAUAACCUGGACACCCCGACAGUCAAUUCGCUGUCCUUGUAUGUGCCAGCAGCACCAGCGAGGUCGACAAUGCAUGCACACUGCUCAGAAAUGCGCGAGAGCAUCACUUCGCAGAUGAGUGUAAAGUUUCUUGUGGGAACAUUGGAGUCACUAGAUCUGCGGCUCAAUAGAGCGAGUGUGGAUGUACAUCUUGUUGCCAAAUCAAAUAGUGCAACGACAAUUCCAGAGACGAGCUUGUUGGAUCUACCUGAUGAAUUGGCAUUCUACAAAGCCAGAUUGCAAAAGUCUGACUUAGUUCUUCAUAGGGAAACAUAUAGUGUUCCCGUGUCUCGUCUGACCCUACUUCCAAGCAUGCGUCUAUUAGAAGAAGAAUACCCUGUUGAUUAUGGCGCUAACCCUUUUCUGAUGCCUUCCAGCAUCAAUGAGGCACUUUUUACGGUCACCAAUCCGUUUACUAGACAAAGUAUGGAGGUCAUACGGAACCCCCUUUUAGAUUCCUCUUCUCGUGCUUCCCCUCAGUUCAGAGAAGCCCUGCUCCACUCCUCUAGUGUCAAUCUUCAUGGAAUUAACAGGAACACCUCUCCAUAUCACGAUCGGCACUUAAUGAACGCUAGGCAAGCCUUGUCUAAUAUGACUCCUCAGACAUCUGCACUAUCAGGGAGUGUGACGGCUUUACAUGAUCUAUCCCUCAGCUGUGGCCAGGACAAGACGCUUGGAAGCAUAAUGGAUGACUUCACUCUUCAACGCACAACGAUCGAGAAGCGUGCCAGGAACAUGUUUCACUCUAGUUUGAAGUCUAGAAGGCAGUGUAGAGCCAGUUCUCUUCCUCAAAGGCUAUCAAGCAUCCCAAUUGUAACUGAUUCCGAAUGCUCCAUCGACGAGCUUUUCUCAGCAAAGGACGUUGUUGAAUCCGAGCUCUCCAAUGCCCUCGCUAAUGAUUUUGUUAAGACCAUUAUCCCUGAGCCCCAGGAGAAUUUCUAUACAAUUUGCAACUGGGAAAUUUCCAAGGCUGAUUCUUCGUACGAUAUCACCUUGGACACUGGAUAUUUGCAACACCCCGUUUUCUUCAGAACGUUGAGGCGCAUUAACUCUGUGGCGCAAGCCAUGGGCAUCUUCCCCGAGCGCUUGAGGCAAUUGCAAGUGGAUUAUUUGCAUGAAUAUAAACUCCAUCUUACUGCGGUCCACAACAAGCACCUUGCAGGGGUUCAGAAAAUAAGUCUUUCUACUCUCUUGUCUGUAGGGGAUAACUGGCUCACGAUGCCAGAGGAUCGGCGCCUACAGAUAUCUACUCAGUUGAAUGUUCUUGGCCUACUGCGAUAUGCUCCUGUCUCGCUGCAUUCUUACUAUUCGAGAUACUCUUUGACUUGUAUUAGAGAUGAGCUGAAUGCAUCGGACAGUCUCGACCACUUCUCCAGUGCCUUAAAGGAUCGCUAUCAACCCAUUCUCAUGUCUGUCUUGGAUCGACAAUCAAGCCUGAUAGCCCGUUUUAAGGCCGUUACUGCCCUAAGAAACUGUGUAACCUGGGGCUGUACUUAUCGGUCCACUGCUUUACCUGCUCUGCAGGACAUUUGUUCCAGAACAGGCCAACUGACCAACUAUUUCUUCAACAGCGAGUUUUCCGCGAUUGCGUCAAUGCUACAAAAGCUUCUCCUGCAGCUAAGAACAGAUGUUUCCGACCUUUCUGGCUUACACCUGCAAUGUGUUUGUGACUGUAACACAGAAGGUGAUGCGUUCCAGACACGACUUGGAAACGUUUGCCCAGAGGACCGGGGCUUAUUGUCAGAACUGGCAAGCACAUACCUCAAGAGCGCUCUUCACUUACGUAGCUAUAAUUACACUAAGGUACUAGAUAAGCUUGUACUGGCGGCAAAUCUCAUCGUUAAAAUCCUCCUUCACGAGCACACAGAUCAGCUUUUAUGCAUUAAGUCCCUCUUCUUUCUUUAUUGGCGAAGCAUAGUACCCUUUCAGCUUACAAUUAUCGCUGGGAAAUGUUACUAUCGUACAAUAAGCUACUUGAUUAAUUUAGAAUUUCAGAAGCACUAUUACUCUGAAGAAGACUAUAGUUCGGCUAUUCGCCAUAGAGGAGAGACCGCUUCAAGAGCUGUAUCUCGCGCUAAUACACGUCAGGCGGGCCGUAAUUUAACCGUGACUAACGAACUGAUUCGACAGAUCUUACUUCCUACCCCGAGACCUACGGAUUCCUAUGACGAUUAUGUUGAAGCCUGCAUAAAGCAUCAAUAUAUGGCAAUUCCCCAUUUACAGAAGUUGGCUGAGUCGGGCUUCCCGUUAGAGUGUCAAGCCCCCCGCAUGGAGGACGUGUUUGGACUAAUUGUAAAAAAGGAUUAUGCUAGACUAAGUUACAACCCAUCACGCGUAGGUUUGCAGCAACAACUACGUAUCGUGCUAUCCUGUCCAUUUCGAACUCUUCCAGAUACCUUCCUGAUUGCUGCAAGACACCUUUCGGCUGCAAUGUAUCCACUUCUCUUGGAUUUCACAAGCCUCUUCACCAGUACUAUUAUUGCCAACACCGACGUCUCUGAUCAGCGACAUCUACUGGAGCGCAGAGCAAUUAAACGCCUCAAGCGUGGACGGAGGACUUUAGCCGCAAAAAUAGACCAUGGUGAAAAGGACGUUUUGGGAAUUUCUGGCUUGUCUGGCAGUAAUAGUGAUUCUAGUCACAAUAGCGAGUCUGAGUUUGCGGACUCAGAAGAGGAUCUGUGUGUUACAGCCCCCCGGGGAGGUGUCUGCAUAGCUACUAGUAAUACUGACAUGCACGACAAUCUCGCCUUUCCAUCUGCUGCACGGGUGAUUUUGCGCCGCUUGUACCACCUUGGGUUUUCCCCAUCAAGCCUCGACUUUCCAGGAGUUCUCUAUCGGGUUACGCUAAAUCUGACUAUAACGUUUACGCGUCACCUGCGUCGUUGUAGUGUGGACAUUGUUUCUCCGAAAGCAAGGACAUUAUAUGGCUACUACUUUCACUCCAUACAGCAGUUGGAAGACUCUGUUUGCAGAAUAAGGAGCCAGCGAGAGGAUAUCCACAAGCAGAAGCAGAAGACAAUGAGGCUAGCUAUCGAGCGAGACAGCGAUCAGCUUACUAGGAACAAAUCUCUCACCAUUGAUGAUCUCUACUUGACUGCAAAGGCCGAUAAUGCACAGCUGUAUGCAUCUCUCGCUGUGCUAGACGCAGACUACGCCGAGCGUCUGAAGAGCGUCAAAAUUCCACUAGACUAUGAACUGCAGCAAGUUAUUUGGAAAAUGAAUGAUGCUAGCAAGAUUCUCUCAGAAGAAGACCUUAAAUUAGUGCAGCAUUCCACUCAAUCUCUUGUUGAGUCUAAACAAUCUGAAGAAGUAACGGCACUAACAGACGAUCUGGAGAGCCUUCUUGAAGAGAAUCGCCUUAAUGGGUACUAUUUUUCUUCAAACUGUGAUGCUUCUGAUCACCAGCUCAUAGUAGUUUACUCUCAGCCACACUCUUUGGCAGACGUUAUGGAUCCUGCCUUGACAUCCGAUCUGGUUUCUUCGCUGCUGAUUAGCUACGUGCCGCAGGUUGAGCGCUCUUUGGUACCUUUAUGGAAUCUUGCACUAGACCUUUCAACCAUUUUCUUCACUCUACCAAUCAUGGUCUCCCUCUAUUUCGACUACUUCUUUCCAACUACCCUCAAUAUAAAGCUCCAGUUAGAGAACCCGGCUUCACCAAACAAGAACACAAGCGCAUUGUCUCUUUCGCUAAUAGAUUUCUACUCAGAUACUUUUCAAGAUGAGGUGGCUUCGGCUAAGGGCUCCUGCUCCUCCAGAUUUUCUUCCACACGCAAAUCAACACGGAGCGCAGGAAAAUUGACUGUUACGGACAGGCAGCUCGACGCUCUCAAGCAUUUUUGUAACAUGGGGAUCUUUCCCUCCAGCAACUUAGAAGGAGAAGCUGUUGAGUUUCUGCGUCUCUGGAACACGUUAACUGAGUCAUCGUCACUUUCUACGCUGCUUUCCACACAAGAAGCAUUGGCCUUGCCAAAACCCCUUACCUUUAAGGACACCUUUUUGGCAGGAACCAGCCUCCAAGAACUGUACUUGGAUUCUUCGCAGUUUUCACUUAUGACUGGCACAGCGUUUGAGAACUUCGGUUAUUGCAGCUUUCUGCACAUUACUGACCAUAACAUCCUGGACCACCGCAUGGUCAAUGACAGGUUUGAGAGCAUUGCAUCCACUGCCCGCCUUGUCAUCGACAUGGUGAUGGAUGAGCUUAUGAUUGGGAGUUGCUAUAGCGCAAUUCAGAGUGCGCUUACAACUAGUUCUAUGAAGAACGUGUAUGCUUACAUUUCAACCUACGGAAAAGACGUCGGAAACAUCUCUCUUUAUGAUCCCGAAACAUCGCUAUAUUCAGAGUUUGGCAGUUCUCACAUACUGCGUGCACACGUACAGGGACAGGGACAGGUUGAUCCGAAUCCUCCAGAUUGCCCGUUUCUAUCAGCAAGAAGUUUUCUUAGUAUUCAGGACCCUGAUGUGUCCAGUAAUUUAACCAAAUAUAGCCUUCUGCACCCACAGUUUCAUAAACUAAUCCCGCAGCUAGACUUUUCAGUAAUCGACAAAACGCUGGAUGGAAUUUCGCUAUAUGGCAAUGGAUUCCACGUUCUCCCUGCCAAUGUCUAUCAGACCAUUUUUGCCAUCUCACUUCACGAGCUUAAGAAAAGCAUGGCAUCCCUCCUAACCUACUAUCGCUAUCUUUAUUUAUACAUACAGUAUGCCUCUCUUAUUCUGAUCACAAAGACACUAUCUUGUGAGCUGGAGAGUCUCGAAAGAGAUUUGCAAAGGCCUAUAGACAGCCCUGACAGUAUUCUUGCACAGCAGAACUUGCUAGAUCAGCUUGCUGGGAUUAAGCUACAUGAGCUGUACUCGUUUAUAUAUGAUGCUUCCAUCGUGCAAUACGAGAGCUUGUGCGCACGCUUCCUUGACACUCGAUCAGUCUUCACUGUGGAUGAGCUGGAAGACUCGGCAUUCUCACUGUUACAACGUAUCCUGUCUCUCAAGGAGAAGCAAGCUAUGGCAGUUGCAAUCUUCAAGCAGCGACGAGCACGGUUUCUGGAGCUCACAGCUAUCACUGAAGAUUGGCUGGAGACUGCCUCCAGGAUGCUUCUUGAUCAGAUUAUCACCGUUUCUUCCUUGACUAUUCCCGAUGCUGAGGGCUGUGAGAAGGUCUCUCUAUCUUCAUAUGAAGAUCAUUUCACUGUAAUGAAGAUGUUCACUGUGCCACCUAUAUAUCGAUCUAAGACAAUAGACGGUCUCCCAGCGGAUUCUGAUGCCGAUCUGGCAUUUUUCAAUAGCAUAUUCGGCGCAACUUCGCUUCUGAAUCUUCCUUCUCCUGAUCUGGAUACGCCCAUAUUGCUUCAAAGUAUUUGUCAUGAAGAUGCUAUGUUGAAGACCUUCGUUAUGAACGACAGCAUAAUUCCGUUCCGACUCAAGUCGGCCCAAUCUCUCCAUCAACCACAACACGAUUCAUUAUCCAAUCAGCUUUCAGUAGCACACUUUCUAUCGGUAUUAUAUUACGUCAGUGUUGAAUUACUUUCCCUUGAAACGCUAUUGGAGAGAUGGCGUGGUGCACUAGUUUCAACUGAUGAGCUGCUUCAGACAAGGGGCUUUUUAAGUUCUGCACCAUCAUUGCAACAGCUACACCUCUGCAUCCAGGUUUUCUAUACCGCGACUGUCUACCCCAUACAGCUGAACACGUUUCUUCAAGAAGCAGGGUCUUGGGACCUUUCUAUGCUUUUACCAUUUAUUCCCAGGCUUUACUCAGUACUAGACUCAACUCUAAAUGCGGUCCAAGUACUCUCCCUGUGGACUCAGCCUCUGGUGGAUAAUAUGCAACAUAUUACUGAGCUGUAUAUGAACUCCUUUGCACAAGGGAGCACACUUCUUAGAAGUUGGGAACCACGUCAUGAAUGCUACGGGUUUUCUGGUGGCGGGUUUUCCAUACUAGCGAGAACUGGCUCAAUGCUAGCAAAAGUUAUUCCAUCUGGCUGGAGGCGCUAUCUUCUACUCGUCCAAUCCUCUCUCCAGCACAUAGCCAACGACAUAGUUUGCCUGGAUCUUUUGGGUGCACCUUUCUUUACUACUUUCCACAAGAAAGAGAUACAGUCGUAUCUUCACAUACCAGACUCCCCACCUGUUGAUGAUAUCCUUGUGGCUAUUCACAGCACUGCAUGUGCCUCGGAGUUUCUUGCUUACCUCUACAUCAAGGCCCAGGCAGAUAGUCAUGCGAUUGCAGAGUUGGAAGAGGCAGAAAAGCUGCUGGGAGGCGUUCUCAUAUCUGCUAUCGAUCAUAUACAGCUCGACUCGCCCCCGGGAUACACCAAUCCGCGCUCACAAAAUUCAUAUUCUAGCGAUCUGUCCAGGUGUCCAAUUCCCCUAGUCCGUUUUGUCCCUGAAGCUUCCUCUCUCCAGCUUUCAAAGUCCGAAUCUAUUCUAACUUCUGUGGCGGCUGGGCCUCGACACCAUCAUGAUAAGAUUCCGGUAGCAGAAGUCGGAACACUGAAGGGUGCAAUCCUUUCAGUGGUACAGAGCUUAGACUGUCUGCCGCUUCCCCUACUUCCAUAUUCUAGCCUUCUACUCUGCACGACAUAUUCAGACGCGGUUCAUCGGCGCAUCCAAGACCUGCGUGCUGCUCUGCGCGCUACAACCAUUCUUUACCACAGUCUCUGUUACGUUCCUCGCCUCUUUAGGUACGCACUGACUAUGUACGGGUACGCGUCAUUUAUUGAAGCAAGCGUAAUCAACCGAGGUGUUAGGUCAAUGGCAGACCAUCCAACACUGCUAUACUCGGUAAAUGUUCUCACCAUGCAAGAGGCUACGACGCUUUUCAACAUAUAUGGGCAGUACUCGUCGCUUAUCAAUUCAAAGCUCAGCACAGGUACACCACUGGUUUGUUGUGCAACAAGUGCACCGGUCUAUAAACUUGUGGGAUCAGUGCUAAAAGAUCUAGAUACUAUUGUUCAUCGUCUUAUCACUGCUCCACACCUUUUUCUCUUCAGUAAGCUGCUGAGUAGCAAUCAGCAGCCACCAAAGGCACCCAAAAGUGUUGCGCAACGAGGUACGUUACUACUCACUGAGUACCAACCAAAGUUCUCCCCAACGAUUUCUUUAGGCGGGCAUGACACAAUGCAGCUUAAGCAUCUAGUGCCUUACCUAAAUGGCUCGCACCACUUCAUGAGUCUCCUUUUUCCUCUGUGGGCACCCGGGUCUCAUGUAUUUAUACCUAAUAUUAAGGAUUUGUCAAUCUGCACUCGGUGGGUUCGAAGCCAUGCGUUUCCGGGUAUUACUAGCUUAACCGCACCGUUCUUUCCUAAUGGCAAACAGCAGAUUACCGAGUUGGUGUCUCACAGUGAGACUUUGAGUCUAGUGCAGCCAGUGAGGUGCCCUACGCAGUUGUAUUCUCUCCCAGAUAUCCUUUUUAAGCCAAUAUCGUCUGCCCUGCUACGCUGUACCUCCCAGGUACUGACGGGGCUUCUGAAGAUUGUGGCUGCUAUGGACCGUCUCCCAUUGCAACAAACUCUCGAUCUCUUAUCGCUUGCAUGUCUGGCGUCAGUCCCGUCCUGCAAAAGCGACUUAGCAUUUGAGCUCCACACUAUUAUCAACUCCGUUGUUGUCAUAGUUAACUCAGCAGUAUACGAUGCGCUGUGCGUUGCUAUCUCUACAACCUUGAAAAUACUUUUAGAGGAUCAACUAAGAUGCAUGGCCCCAGAGGAUUUUGUGGAGAAGUUCAAGAACCAGAGGCCUAUUCUUCAGCGUACCUACUUAUUUCUGCAUAUUAUUUUGUUCACUUUUAAGGUACGAGCAGACGCUAAAAGUCAGUGUCAUGAUCCCCUUGUCCUGAUGAGCAACAAGGCAUGUAAGGAUUCCCCGCGAGUGAAGUAUAACGCCUCGUAUGGAGAUGCAUUGAAUAUUUGGAUCAUUGAGCGGUACAUGCUGCUUCUUAUGCUAGAGCACGAUCUUUGGGUAGAACUGAGAAGAGAGCAGGCCAGACACAAGGCAGCUACUGCGCACUUGCUGAAAGCAAUCUCGGAUGAUAAGACUCUUGCUCACACGCAUGCUGCUUAUUUGUCUGCUAACAAGACGUUUGAGUUUGCUGGGGCACACAUGGAUGACUACUUGCGCUGCACCAUUUAUCCUAUGAUAUUUCUACAAUUCACAACAAACGACUCCAACACUCAGUCCAUCGAUAUUACGCUGUCUAAUGAUAUGACCUCCUUCGAAACGUCGGCACACUGGAUUGGAGCUCCUCAAGCAGAGGAUCUCUAUUGCGUGCUUCCUCCCCAGCUUCAAAUAAGCAUGCUUCGUGUUUUGGAGAGCUUUAGACGCACAAACAUAGUCUUUUUGCUACUUGACAAGAUUCCUCAGCUAGACUGCUGUUCUUUUCCACGCUUCAUCUUGCGCCGACUUUCACGACUUAUGUUGUGCCAGUCCACUCUGCUUUUUAUGACUCCUACCACCUUCGAGAAAGACAUCGUCCAUCUGAUGAUCCGCCUUGCAGCUGGUCUUCUUGUAGGGAUUGUCGGCUUUGAAUUACUUGAAACGGAACAGCAGAUUCUGAUGACGCAUAUAUUAAAAGAGCUGCAGUGCCCUACCGGUCUAAUCCCUGGCCUAGCUGUGGUCUCGCCCAUCUCUGCGAAGGCUCGGGCAACCAUAGAAAGUCUUGAAUUUGGAAACAAGUGGUCAUCUAUGACUAUUGACGACCAGGGCAGCUUCCUGGGCACCUACGUCACUAUUCGUGAUGCUUGUGUCUCUGACGUGCUGCCUCAGCCCCAUGGAAUGGGUAAGAUUGUGAUAUUUAUGCACUGCUUACUACCUGCGGACUUAGGUAGCGCAGGUGCCAAGAUAGCCUCUUCACAAUGUCCGACAAGUGAGACGCCUGCCCCACUUAUUGAUCAGUUCGGGCAUCCGUUGUGUGUGGAUAAGCAUGCAAAAUCUAUUCUAGACAACAUAUAUGCCCCAGAGCUGAUUUACUUUUCAUUCUAUAGUGCAUACGACAUUAUUAGUCAUAGUUCUAUGACGGUCCUAUCCAGCGUUCUCGAUGUCAAGUGGAUUGCUCCGGUUGGUCGUUUGUCAGCUCUUUCGAUUGCUUCAGUGCGUCUUGCACAGAUUAGCUCUUUCAUUAUCGGUGAGGUAGACGAGUUGAUGAUACUCUCUAGAUCUGCUUCAGACUCUCCUACAUCUGUAGCGCUCUCGGCAUUGCACUACCUACUGACCCGUGUGCCGUUAGACAAUAAGGAUGCGAGUGCUCUUCGGAACACACUCUGGUCGGUCAGAACUGCUUUAGUGACUAGCUUCAUGUUGCCUAAGGCAGAUUCUGACAUCCUUACCAACGCCAUAGAGGCAUACUUGUCACUACAAAUCAAUGGUAUUAGCGAUUCACUGUUCUAUAGAUAUACUGUUCAGUAUUUCUAUCCUUUCUUUACUCAAUGCUAUAAGAACCGUCUCUCCUUCCUCAUGAUCAAGUACAAUCAGUCCUUCACGCUUAUCUAUACUGCUGUUACAAUUUCGCAAAUGCUUGAGAUUAGUAUUUCCCCUAUUCUGAUGGUGUCCUGCUCGUAUGAAUUUGCAUGUGAAGUUGCUCAGCUGGUCUGUGAUAUGAAGGGGUUGACAGCUAUCCGCACAACAGACCAUGCUGAAGUCCAGCGGUUACUGGGUCGACAUGCAGACUUGUGUGUGCAGAGCCUCAUUGUUUACCAAGUACGAGCUCUGUCCGAUCUUCACUCCAUCUCAGCUGCAAUGUUCGAUCUCUCUGACAUUACCCCAGUACUUAUAGUAGUGUCCAAUUCGUUUUAUCAGCAACACUUGCCGGCGAUCACUUACGUAUAUAAGAGGCAGUUCAUUCUACCAAUCGUACCUCGUUCUAUUCCCCACGAGAUGGAAUUUUUACUGUCUCCGAUAUUACCUCACAGGAAUAUGGAUAGGGAGAUACCACCUAGUAGUCUAUGCUUAUCACAGGAUGCAAGCCACAGCGCUACUUCCUUCUAUCCAUCUCUUCUGCUGAAUCCGUCGGCAUGUGGGAUGAAUCUGCAACGGGAGGUGUCUCUGUUGCUCUCCGACAGUGAUCCAUCGUUUAUUGUUCCGCUCCCAAGCGUCUCUCAUAUUACAAGCGCGUGGAUUGCAGAGCGUUCUGUGUAUUCAUUUACGCGAAUAACCGAUUACGUGAUCCAAAGAGUUUAUAGCCUGUUCAUCCGGAUCAUUUUUCCGUUCUGUCUUCAGGGCAUAGUUGAAGUGGUGAGGAAGGAGUUUACCCUUGUCUUUGGAGGUGAGCAUAAGCUCCUUUCUGUCGCUCCGACCAAGGUCAUGGCUAGUCUGAUCUGGUAUAACCUUAUUCAAUUUAAGCUUGUGCAGCGCAGCGAUUGUGUUCCUGGCAGAGAGUUCUCUGCAAACCCUACCAAUGAGAAGAGGUCUUCUAAUGACUUAGAUACUUUCCCCCUCUACUUUUCCCCGGACAGUUAUGAUGCUUAUCUUUCAGGAGAACUCACAGCCUUUCAAAAAGCCCCUAGUAGCCCCAAUCCUUCGAAGUAUGCGUACUUUCCCGAGUUUCAGGGGUUGGACAAAAAGUCGAUCCCACCUAAAUCGGAUUUAUUUUCUCAGUUCAUUAAUGGCACUCACUGGAUAUCUGAUGCAUCAAACAUAAGUACCCUUAAGUUCUGUGAGGAGACAAUCCAGUCUCUUUUCCAUGUCUCCCCUAAUGCGACCUUGGGUCUUGUACAUCUUCUCAUGUUCAUCUUCUUUGCAGCAUGGAACGCAUACUCCUUGACGUACUUGAUUAGCAGAAUGUCUGAUAUUAGUUCGCCAGGACCUCUUUCUGAGAUUAGUCAAACGUUUCGUGCAUCUAUUUGCCGGCUUCUCACACUCUUUGGGUUUGAACUUAAUGCGCCAGAUCGCAAUGCCAGUCCCUCUGCCGCUGGACAUUACACUCUAUCAGGCUAUCUCCUUUCAGCUUUGCACAUAACCGUCCUGUUGGAUUUGUGGGAGAAGGGUAUCAAUACACCAAUGGCUACUAUGACAUAUGAACAGCGGGAUAAGCAUAUACUUCUUAGUGAGUACAUCAGCAAAGUAGUUGCUACCAAACGUUUCUGUCUACGAGAUUCCAUAUGGACUACCCUCAACGUUACGGCAUCUGAUUGUGCAUUGGCCUUUGCCUCUGCAGCGUCCUCUAUCCAUGGAUCGCUCCAGAACCUUAUAGGUAAGUUUGUAAGCUCAUCAAGCCCCGGCCUUUCAGAGGUGUUUGCUUAUGUCGUGCCAUCUCUCGAGAACAAGGACCCUGGAUGCCAGCGCAUUACAUUUUCAUACCUGAGCUACAAGAUAGGGCAGGGAAUACUCUCAACUUUGUCGUGUGCCUCGCAGACUCAGAUUUUGGACAACAUUUCACUUGACGGGGCAAUACUAUACGAGCUGAAAAAGGGGGACAUAAAAGACCAAUACAAGAAGUUGUGCUCUGACAACUUCAAAGAUAAUGCGACUGAUCAUCAGGCAAGAUUGGCAAAGCUGCGCGACGAUCUCGUGCUCAGUACAAUAGCUUAUUCAUAUGGCAUUCCUAGCUGCUAUCAAUUUUCCAUCCAAAAACCACUGUCUCCUACAUUAUUUAUUGAUGAGCCUCGCACCGCAAUAGUGGUGCUUAUUGCUGCAUGUUCCACCUCAGCGAUGCUCUACCCUUCGGGUGUGUUUCUAGAGGUUUGCGGAGAUGAAAGUAUGGGCAAGACAUCACUGAUUGAGAUAGCUGAACUUUUGAUGCAAGACACCUUUGGUCCGUGGGCCCGUCUCACCGAGACUGCUACUGCUUCUGCUGGUGAGAUCUGUAAUGCAUUUCAUUCUUAUUACGAUAAGCAGGGCACAGCUGCCCUUUUUCUGAAUAAGUUAUCCAGAUGGUCUGCUGGCGUGCUACACGUACCAAACACUUCUAAACAGGAUGACCGGGAUUCACUUUUCUCCCAACUAGCACAGCUGUCAGCUUCGGCACCUCCUAGGCAAAGGACACUUGGAGACGGGUCUCACAUUGUUGGAGAGUUCAGCCUUAUGAAUACCACGUUGAUAGUUGAAAGACGACACGACACUCGCUUGUCUACUCAUUCAUGUAAAGAAACAAUAGACAAAAUCACCGUAUCAUUACCACAAUUAACCCUAGACCACGUUCUAUCCUUGGUCCAAUUAGCAUUUUCCUCAAAUAGAAGCAUUUGCUAUGAGAUGCUGAACAAAGCCGUAUCAUUUUUAUUCUCUAGCUACCCAGACCUUUUUUCUAAUUAUGAUUUUCUCGCUGAUCUACAGCGCUGUCUAUUCUGGUUUCCUCAGCUGCCUUCUUCUUCGGCUCUAGAGACUGAAGCCUUUGUUAUUAGGGAAGCUUAUGCGCACUGCACCGUAUGUGCUCUUGCUGCUGCCCUUCGGAAUGUUCCUAGUAUGUCCAAUGCCAAAUUGGUAUCCAUUCUGGACGGGUUACUUCCUGCUAUUGGUGCUCGAGCGCUCAACAUAUGCAGCCUGCAAGCGUUAGCACCGCAGUGGCAAGUUGAUGUGAUUGAGACCUAUUUGCAAGCGCACAAUAAAGAAGAUCGUAGAGCAUUGGAACAAGACGAUGGUCAGCCACCAACUACAGGCCAAUCAGAGAACAAUGAUGAGAGCAAGCCUUCACAAGUACCCAGAGCUAAAGAACUAACUACAGAGAUGCAUGAUUUAAGAGCCUUCUACAAUACUUGCAGUGCUGCUGUCGCCGGGAUACCAGAUGGACUAUGUUACUUGAUCGGCAUCCUCUUUCAGAAAGUCAGUCAAGAUGAUAAUUCUUUGGUUAAUUCAGUUGAGUCUCUUCCUCGUCGAGAGGAUACUAAAAGAUUUGAUUCAGCAGCCCCUCUAUCAUCUAAGAUCUAUUCGCAAUUCAAGGUCAAUCCACUGGAGGUCGGCUGCGCAUGUGGAUGCAUUAAUAUCAACUUAGACUGGCUUCAAAGGUUCCCUCGUUACUUUGAGCUCUUCACAGCUGACCUAUAUCUUGAACAUGUGGCGUACGAUCGCCAGCUUGCCGAGGCAAAGAUGAGACAUAUCCCUCCACCAGAUACCCCACGGUACAUAAGCCCAUCUCUGGCUCUCCGUGUCUUUGAAAUGCACACAGAAUCAAAAGCCAUGGGAGAGCAUAUUGUGAAAGUUAUAUCGUGUCUUCAAGAGUAUUUACGUUCUCCUCUUCCAUGCAUUCACCCCACCCAUAACUUGUAUUCAUGCUUGUGGAAGCUCUUUUUGUGGGGCAUGCUGAUGUCACCAGCAAAGCUGAGCAGGCUGAUACUGAAUUCUAUGCGUGACUGGCCCACAGAAUCUUCUGGAAAGUACAUUGAUGCAUACAGAGUCAUACAAGCCCAUACCACUUCUGGAAGCUUUUCCGAUGAAGCCACUGACCAUAUCAUCGACGAGCUGCUUUCACUGCAUACUGAUUCACCAUGCCUAUUAUCUCUUGCUCUUACUGAAAAAGAACCUCCAAUGAGCAAAGAGCCACAAAGGCCGUCUAAUUUUGGGGUCUCUUUGGACCUCAGGCUAUCGGACCUCAAGGACUCCUUCAGUUUGCAGCCUGCCUCGUCGUCUGUCAUUCUACCUCACAACUAUCUUCCUGUUCAAUGGCCCACAACUCCGCUACUGCCUAUUAACUUGUCUACUUCUAUAAUCACUAUUCCCUGCUAUAGACUAUACACACCAUUUGCUGACUACAAGCACUUUCAACAAAUUUCAUAUCUGCUCCAAGCAUUGGAGGGCUACACAUCAUUUUUAGAUCUGAAGCUUGAACACCUUUACUUAAGUAAUUAUUCUAAUGAUACCCCUGCGCUUUCACUUGCAUCCGAUCAACUGCUUUCCUCUAGAACCAAGGGCUCACCAGUAUGCGGAGGCUCUGCCAAGGAUUGUCGAGGCCGACUGAAUGAUCGUGUUCUUGUUGACAUUGACACGAUCGUAGCCUCAGUUAGUCAUGUGUCUGCAGGCGAAAAGGAGAAGAGCACUGACAAGCCCUCUAACCGCACGGCGGAGAGCUUUGUGAAGAAUCUGUCAAUAGCUGUGCUGGAACUUUCUGCGUAUCUAUCUAGUUUUGAUUCUGACUUUCUCGCUACUCUUAUGCUACUGAGAACCGCAGUUUGUCUUGCUGCAGGUGUUAACCCGAUUUACUUUUUGUAUACUAUCAAUCAUACAACUGCCCACAGCAUCAGUCAAUUUGGAUUGCUGGCCCCGCUUGCAGAAAGUCUUCUGCGCACUCCCAGUACAAAGUACUUUGAUUCUGGGGUUUCUAGUGGGGCCGCCUUCACUUGCAUGUACACUGAUGAGCCGCUGCUGCACACUCAUUUGCCGUCUAUACUUUCUGUUCCAGGUCACUUGGAGCAUUAUGUUAUGCACACAUUCAAUAAGAAUUGCGGCACAAUGUCUGAGUUCGCUCAUCGUUUUGAACAAGGUGGCGGAAUGAAGGGCCUGCUGGAGCAAGGAGAGUCUCUUAUGAAAAAGUACCUCAUAGAGCCCUCUUGCGUUACUAUCCUUUCCUCAAUGGAUAUCCUCAUGAGCGCAGCCACCGGAUGGCCCGCCCUGAGCUGUCUCCUUCAGACAACGAUCACUCCAGGCAAUCUUGUUAGGGCACUGUUCACUUCCGAAGAGCUUUCUAUCAUUCUUGCAUCCCUGUCACUCAAUGCUGGCCUUGGAAGGCAUCUCAAGGCAGAAGAACUACAUUCCAUUCUAGCCUCCAAUCUUAAAAUAUAUGUAUUGCAUAACGGCUCGAUUGACUGUCUAGCCACAAUGUCACAUCCUCUAGACAUUAGGAAUUUUGGCAUAAAGAAGCUCCUGCGGUCUCCUGAUGAUACAUUUGAUGGCUCCUUAGCUAUGUUCUUUGAUGUGCUCUCAAAGUUUUCUAUCAGGUCUACAAAGAUUGAUUUUCCUAGUGUGCACACCAUUUCCCUCAAUCCCUUAUUUCCUGUAGCAAAGUAUACGGCCGAACAGCUGCUUAUUCACUGUAAGGUUAACGCCUGUCAGCUGUCCAAGGUCGCUAAUCUCCCAGAACAACUGAGCAUAAACUGGGAAGCACACAAGGUGGCAGUACUUCUAUCCUGUCUCUCACUUCACAGGGCGUGCUCUCGUUCUUCUCACAAUUGGCAGGUCCCCCUCCAGGCGUAUAUCAAGCUUACGGUUGAUGCCAUUGGGAUGAUCUUCUCACGUGCACAGCAAUAUUAUGCCAAUGUCAAUAGCAUCAAUAGCCUAUUCAAGGCGUAUGCAUACAUGACAAGAGAGGCUCCGUUGCAAGGGUUAAAGACCCACGACUCUCUGUAUCCUGACAUUUAUGUCACCCGCUUUAAUAAUGCGCAAGAUUCUAUCCUUCCAAUAGAAUCAAUGUCGUCUAAAUACCUGCAAUAUUUUGUGGGCAAUCUGGUGUCGCAUGAUAGCAAGGUCUUCGGAGAGCUUUGCUACAUGCGAAAUUGCCUUUAUUCGUGUCUGGAGGCGUGUAAGGGAUAUAGUAAGCUGCUUGCUUCUAUACUAGGACAUGUAUGUUACGAAGCCCCAGUUCUGGUUGCUUGUAUGCUUUAUGGAGUCACUGGACUAUUAGAUCGCCCCACAAGUGAUGGCGCACGCACAACUGCCUUAGAAAUCCUGAUUGAAGCACUGCAACAGGAUGGAUUAACCAUCAUGCUUCCCAGUUCAAGGAGUCGCUCAAGCAGUUCGUCUUCGGCUUCUAAUAGACUUAAGUUAUUCUCAGUUUGGACUGAGCAUGACCUACAAUCCACCGAUCUCUUCUUUAGACACUUCCAGGUUUCUCUGUGUCUGGAUACACCUCUCUUUCUGGCCGAGAUACUCUUUAGGGACACCCUCAAUAAUCACGAAGUCUAUAGGCAUCUUCUUUAUGCCGGUAUGCUAUUUCUUCUUUUGGGACGACGAAUCUUUCUAACAUAUAGCGUGCUGGUUCCACCUCUUAUCUUCACGCUGGUAGCUAGCCUGCGUCGCUUUGAAACUCCUUUCUGCCGUCUCUAUGAAGCAUUGGUCGGAGUGUCAAAUACGGCAGAUCCUGCUCAUUCUCUUAGAUCAACGAAUCAGGCAUUAUACACAUACAUACAUCACAUCAGGCAAAGAAGGGUUGAGCUGAGUGUCCGUCAACCAUAUAAACAAUUCUGUGCAUCGGUGGCAAAGGCUCUGGCCGAGUCUGAUAAGGCGAUUGUGUUCUCCGAUGUGGGUGCACGACAAGUUCCACAAAAUAACUACUCUCUUCUCAGAAAGCUGCUUCUGCUGGCAGCUACAACCCGCGUUGAUGCACGACAGCAGAUCACUCUUGGUAGUCAGAUUACAUAUUUAUUUCAACCCCUUUCUGAGUAUAUUUUCAUCAUUAGCCUUUCACCAGAUUACGACCCCAGUCUUACGCCUGUCUCAGUUUUACAUGCUCUCCACCAGGCAGAGAUGCACAGAUCAGGCAUGCUAGGGUCUGUGAUCUUCCUCUGUAAUCUCUCACCUUGUCCUGGAUACGACCCAGAGCCAGCAGAGUGUGCAGCUGUCACAGAUAUGUUAACGGAAUCUGUAUUCGGUCCAGAAUUUACUAGCUUGUCCAUACUCCACAGAAGAAGUACUAUGUUCGCUAAGCUUUCUCUGUCAUUAAACACAUUUAUCGACACAUUCCACUCCUAUCUUUUAGAGUACGGCGUUGGGGUCUUUCCUAUUAACGAAUCCUUCCGUAGCGAAAAAACAAUUAUGACAGCAGAAGCGUACACACAACGCCGAGCAGAGAUAGAAGUGAUGCUUUCUGAUUUCUCGAGCGCUUAUUCUACUGGAUCAAAUAGCUUCCAAAGUACAAACCGUGGCUACAAGCAGCUCACUUGUGCUCAUAGUAGCGGUGCAAAGGCCGCCUCGUCAGUUUCUAUAUUAUUAGACCUGCUUCGCGAGGUGUGCUUAUUAUUCUAUGCACUUAUUCCAGGCGCAGAUCGUGCUCUUCCUCUGAUGGAUCUGCAAAACAGGAGUUCCUAUCCGAUCGGAGAUGAGGUGUCUCAAUUUUCAGUGGGCCAAUCAGUCAAUAUUCUCAAUGAGAUUCAGCUCGGUUAUCUAUUGCGGUCUCGAUGGCAUGUCUGGAUUGAAGAGUGCGCUACAUUGACGUGUGACCUGCUUCGGUAUUUGCGAACACAGGCUAAAAGGGACCCUACACUAUUGAUCGAAACAAACAGGGCUGCACUAACGCCCUUUCAAAGAACACUCUGCGGUCAACUAACGAGCUUCUAUAAUAGUACAAUCAAGACUGAAUUAAAGCGGUUUUUCUCAGCUCACUCACCACUAAAAUCCGUUAGUACAGCAUCUUCUAUCGACAAUCAGUGUGAUUCUCGAGAUCAUGCGGAUCAGCCGACAACGCUUCUACAGACUAACUUCAUAGCAGACCUGAUUACAUUUCGCUACGAUUCCUUAAAGUAUCCUGUCUUUUAUUACAUAGUGCUCUACCCUCGCAUACUCAUAGACUUUGUCCUCCAACAGAUUCUUAGAUAUAUGCUUUCUCGUCUAACUUCAACCUCAGCACUUCCCCACGCUCACAUUCACAAAUUGUUUCUUACGCUAUGCACGCUGUCAAGACUAGGGCCCUUAGAAGAUGAGCUUUGUAAUGAUAGAUCUACUAUAUCGAGGGGAGAUUUAGAAGUGGCUAUUUUGCACAACGAUUUGCGCUUACUGAUGGACGCACAGCCUCAUUUCGGAUCGCAGCAGACACAUGAUAUCGACAUCAAGUUGCUGACAUGCUUGUGUCCUCAGUCUCUUGAGGAGAUGGCUUCUUUUAUCCAUACCUGCCUGCUGUCACCACCAUUGCCGUCUCAUUCAACUACUCUACCAGACCCCAGUAUUAACUACGCUUUAGACAAAAUUGUACCCUCACAGUUUUCUAUUACGAAGGAAGCUAAGCAACUCUUCCUUUCUUGUGUAGUUAUUUCACGAUUUAGCGAGGACUCCGUUGACCUUCUAUCGUAUUUGGCUGAAAAUCCAGCUGCAAUCUUGGUGUGCUCUCAGUAUUCUUGUCUACUAGUGACACUUGUGUCUUUGUACCUAUUAGAUGUCGGUGCAAGGAGCUCACUAGAGCAUCUCUUAGAUAGAGACCCUUCUGUAGCCGCAAAGCGAUGCGCUGACUUGGAGCACUGCAUUGCUUCCUUGAUGGACGCAGAACUAGAAAAGGACAGGAAGCACCUAAAUUUAACCUAUGUGCCCUUACUAUUUCAGAAACCGACCAUGAAAGGUAUGUAUCUCGCCUUCCUUCUUUCUGUUUUACUGCGUCCAGAAUCAUUUACAAUUGCAUCUACGCUACUGCUCCAGAUUUGGGGACAAUAUACAUCUCCAUUGGGACACGGUCCUAACCUGUCGAACAAACCCUCUAUCUUCGUAUCGGAGCAACCUCAAAGGCCAAGGCUACCAGUCAUGUCGCAUGAAGAGAAGCAUUGUGCCUUUCCUGCAGGCUUUCUCCAAGUGGAUGAGAAAGGCAAAGCGCUUCCAGAAACGUGCAUUUGUGACUCAGUCGUUUCGCUACUCCGGGCAGCUCAUGCCAUGAUAGACUCUACCCUAACUCUGGUCUCAAAGCGUCACGAGCUGACACCAGUGUCUAACAAUCUCACCAAUCAACAAGUCUCAUCCUUAGUUUGCGAUGCGCAUGCUUGUGGUUCUUCAGUAGAAGCUAUUGAGGAGGUAGUUGAGCACUGCAGGUGCUACUUCCCUUUGACCAUAGUGUUCUCUGAGGGAGAGAUGUUUUCCUUAGACGAACUAUUUGCUCUGGAUCGGCGUGGUUAUGGCGAUGUGACACAAUACUCAUUUGGGGAUGUACCAAUUGUUUACCAGUUUCCAUCGUCGUGGACAGACUUCCAUCGGCAUUCUACAGUGUGUUUACUAUCCAGUCCUGCAUGCUUAGCUGACGAAUUAGAGAACCUCUUAUGCCUUAUUAACAUGCACCAGUACUUUAAUACAACUGGUAUGCCAGCAUUCCCCGUUUGGCUGAUCAUUCCACAACAUACCGUUAACCGGGCAAUUGACGCAAUGGGAGCAAGGCUGAGCCACAUACUAGAGCAAUUAUUAUAUCUAAGCAGACCCAUAAUUGUUAGAUACAAACAGCCAUCCGUGCCAUCAGAUCUUUACAAAGCUGCUUUGACACAUUAUUUUUUACAAACAGAGACCCGCAGAGCACCGACAAUCCAUCAACUCGACCUACUAGUUGUAGGAUUGCUUCACACGUGCACCCAUAGAACACUACAGCUCGGUAUCGAAUCUGGACCGGGGAUUCUCCGAUAUCUUGACUUCUUAUUCACUGCACAACACGGUGCAGAUCAAGCCCCUUGUCCCGCGCUACUAUUCACCCGGAGUCUUAAUAGGUUUUUAUUUCUCUGCUCAGGAGAUCCGCGCUACUUCAUGAAUGAUAGAGCCAGAUGUGCAGUACAAAGCUGCUUUGAAUACUACAUAGUGCUCAAGGUUCUGGGCAUCAAAGGGAGCCUCCCACUACAUGGAAGCAAACAGGUGCUUGCGACCAGAGUGUGUCGGUCUCAAGUACAGUAUAAAUGGAGAAAAAGUAGUCUUCGUUUGGCGGAGAAGGAAAAAGACCCUAUCAGUUCCAAUACAGUCGUUGUAGAGGGGCUAUGUUCACAAGAGCAGUGGAGAGGUUCUAACGCAAACCAUGGCACUGACGGGAAACUUGAUUCAGAAAAUACCCCUCGUCUUCUUAAGGAUAUCAUGGCACUAAUAUCUCCAGAUAGGCUUAUAGAGAGCGUUAUCUCUCCACUACUUACACUCGAGCUACCAUCUCAUGCCCCAAUUAAGUGCUUGACAGGUUCUAAGAUAGUGUCUAUUUUCGAUCGCGUAUUGAAGACUUUGCUUGCCAACGAGGAGCCAUCUUCAAUGAGAGGCCCCUCGUAUGGCGAGUUAGCAGAGUUUCGAAGCAUCCUUAAUGGGCACGUGAAUACGACAAAGAACUCCAUGUUGCAUUCGCUUUCAUGCAGAGAUAUUCCCGUCUGUUCUGUCCAGUCUUCCCUUAUCCAGAUGCUACUAGACCCUGCAUGUAAGAUUGAGGAAGGGGCUUGGAAGGUCUCUUCGGUCCAGAAAGAAAAUGGCUUACAAACCUUACUAUCAAUCCUACAAUUGUCGCUAGCAUUGCAUAGGAAUGUUCCCGCUGAAAGAGUCUGUUUCCUCGCUUUUCUCAACGACCCGCCCGGGAGGCUUUAUCUAACUAGCUCUGGAGUUCUUACCUUUGCAGAUACCGAUGCACAUAGAAGCUGCACUGAACUAUAUCGUUUUCCCAUUUGUCUGCAACUUACUAAUCUAGUGUUUUCCGCAGGCACUUAUGACUCCUCCAUCCAAUCUCUUGUCUCGGCUACAGCAGAGCAAGAGCAAGGAUAUGUCCACACUAUUAGCGCAUAUAUUACGGCAGUUGCACUUCCUGAAGCCUGUCCACUGUCCACAAUACAGCCACCUGCAGGCUAUAUUUCCAUUUCUAUCCAAGUAGGAUACAUACCACUUUCAUGGCUACUGCUCCCUCAAAGUGAGGAUGCUUCAGUCGAGGAUCCUCCAGUAAUCAACAUAGCAGAUGUGUAG